Dioscorea cayenensis subsp. rotundata (Guinea yam) is the source of this 2963-nucleotide messenger RNA. RefSeq lists its product as uncharacterized. Gene Ontology annotation, molecular function: transmembrane transporter activity. NCBI's taxonomy places the organism in Eukaryota, Viridiplantae, Streptophyta, Magnoliopsida, Dioscoreales, Dioscoreaceae. The transcript is spliced from 29 exons. Gene Ontology annotation, cellular component: membrane. Gene Ontology annotation, biological process: transmembrane transport. The record is from RefSeq and is a predicted model, not a curated record. Bases 82 to 2802 code for a protein of 906 amino acids.
UAAAAUAAAUAAACAAGAAUGAUAGAUUUCUUUUUUAUAUUUUUUUGAGUGAUUUUGUGAUCGAUAGAGCAAAAGGGAGCUAUGAAGGUUACCGAUCUUAGAGUUCUAAGGCCACUGGUUCACUUGCUAGUGCCUCUUUCCUUGCACUGGAUUGGCUAUGACAUGGCUUUGCCAGUGCUUGUUGAUGUCAUCACUGGAGCUCUCUGCCCUGGCCAGAAUUCUUGCCCGGAAGCCAUUUAUCUCACUGGUAUCCGCCAGACGAUCGUUGGGAUUUUCAAAAUUGUGGUGGAUAUUUUGUUGGGUCAGCUUGCAGAUGAAUAUGGGCGCAAACCUUUGCUUCUACUAACUCUAUCUGCACACGUAGUGCCAUUUGCGGUACUUGCAUGGGAUCAGUCCAGGCCAUUUGUUUAUGCUUAUUUCAUUCUUCACACAAUUACAAUGAUUAUUAGCCAAGGAAGCAUAUUUACCAUAGCUGUUGCUUAUGCUGCUGAUGUUGUGGAAACUAAUAAAAGAGCAGCAGCUUUUGGGUUAAUGACAGGACUUUUUUCUGCUACUCAUGUUCUAGCAAAUCUAUUGGCGCGUUUUCUCCCAGCGGAAUGGAUUUUUGGGGUUUCUAUAACUUUGUUGAUCUGCUGCGCAAUUUACGCUAAAAUAUUACUGCCUGAGACGCUAAGUGGAUCUCCAAGACCACAGCAUUUUGGUCCUUCAACUGUGUUUUUUAAGAUACUCCAGGAGAGAUGGUAUUCAAUGAAGGACACUCUAACUCUGAUCAGGAGUAGUGUAACACUGAGAGGCAUCACAUACAUUACAUUCUUCUACAAAUUGGGAAUGACAGGUAUCAGCAGUGUCUUGCUGUAUUACCUAAAGGCAGUUUUCGGUUUCAACAAAAACCAAUUCUCUGAAAUUCAAUUGGUGGUUGACAUAGGUUCCACAUUCUCCCAGGCUUUACUGUUCCCACUUAUCAAUCCUUUGGUUGGAGAAAAAUUGAUACUAUGCCUGGCUUUGCUGGCUUCCAUUGCUUACGCUUUGUUUUAUGGAUUAGCAUGGGCGCCUUGGGUUCCUUAUCUUAGUGCCUCAUUUGGAGUCAUAUACAUCCUUGAGAAAGCAUCUACUUAUGCAAUUAUUUCGAAAGCUUCAAGUUCGAAUAGUCAGGGAAAAGUACAAGGCUUUUUUGCAGGUGUUGAUGCGUUGGCCACCUUUUUAUCACCACUUGUAAUGAGCCCACUCACAUCCGUCUUUAUUUCAAGCGAGGCACCUUUCAACUGCAAAGGCUUCAGCAUAUUAUUAGCUUCUGUUUCUUUGAUGAUCGCUUUGGGACAUGCUUUCUUGCUGAAUUCUGAAGAUAAUGAGAGAAAUGGUGAAAAUGGAGAUGCCACGGAUGAAUCCCUUGAGGCACCACUGGUCACCCCACAACAAAUUCUUGAUAUUGAGUCUUACCCAUCCUCAAGAAAAAUGGCAGCUAUGAAGGUCACCGAUCUUAGAGUUCUAAGGCCAUUGGUUCACUUGCUAGUCCCCCUUUCCAUGCACUGGAUUGCCUAUGAGAUGACUGUGCCAGUCCUUGUCGAUGUCAUCACUGGAGCUCUCUGCCCCGGCCAGAAGUCUUGCCCGGAAGCCAUCUAUCUCACCGGUGUCCGGCAGACGAUUGUUGGGAUUUUCAAAAUUGUGGUGGAUAUUUUGUUGGGUCAGCUUGCAGAUGAAUAUGGGCGCAAACCUUUGCUUCUACUAACUCUACCUGCAUCCAUAGUACCAUUUGCGGUACUGGCAUGGGAUCAGUCCAGGCCAUUUGUUUAUGCUUAUUUCAUUCUUCACACGAUUUCAAUGAUCAUUAGCCAAGGAAGUAUAUUUUCAAUAGCUGUUGCUUAUGCUGCUGAUGUUGUGGAACGCAGUCAAAGAGCAGCUGCAUUUGGAUUAAUAACAGGACUGUUUUCUGCUGCUCAUGUUUUAGGAAAUGCAUUAGCGCGGUUUCUCCCAGUAGAAUGGAUUUUCGAGGUUUCUAUAACUUUGUUGAUCUGCUGUGCAAUUUAUGUUAAAGUGUUGCUGCCCGAGACACUAAAAGGAUCUCCAAGACCACAGCAGCUUGGGCCUUCUUCAACUAUGCUUUUUAAAAUUCUCCAGGAGAGAUGGUACUCAAUGAAGGAUACUGUAACUCUGAUCACCAGUAGUGGAACACUGAGAAGUAUCACAUACAUUACAUUCUUCUACAAAUUGGGAAUGACAGGUAUCGGCAGUGUCUUGCUGUAUUACCUUAAGACAGUCUUUGGUUUCAACAAAAACCAAUUCUCUGAAAUUCUCUUGGUGGUCGGCAUAGGGUCCACAUUCUCCCAGGCUCUACUUUUCCCACUUAUCAAUCCUUUAGUUGGAGAAAGAGUGAUACUAUGCUUGGCUUUGCUAGCUUCCAUUGUUUAUGCUUUGUUUUAUGGAUUAGCAUGGGCACCUUGGGUUCCUUACCUAAGUGCCUCAUUUGGAGCCAUAUACAUCCUUGAGAAAGCAUCUACUUAUGCAAUUAUUUCAAAGGCGUCAAGCUUGCGUGAUCAGGGAAAGGUUCAAGGCUUUUUUGCAGGUAUUAGAGCAAUUGCCAGCUUGUUAUCACCACUUGUAAUGAGCCCACUGACAUCCUUCUUUCUUUCAAGCAAAGCACCUUUCAAUUGCAAAGGCUUCAGCAUAUUAUUAGCUUCUGUUUCUAUGAUGAUUGCUUUGGGGCAUGCUUUGCUGCUGAAUUCCGAAGAUAAUGAAAGAAAUUGUGACAAUGGAAAUGCCAUAGAUGAAUCCAUUGAGGCACCCCUCAUCAUCUCACAGUCCUGAUCACCAUCCCAGGACUCCCAGCGGACUUAUUUGAUGUAAAUUCUUUAGUUAGUGCCGGCCCUCUUACUUUUGCAAAAUAUAAUGUGAAACAAUGAUGAAUGAUUAUUAGAAAUGCCUCAUUAAUAAUGAUUGUCAUGUACCUGCUCCCCAUUGUUAUUCCA